Messenger RNA from Botrytis fragariae, 792 nucleotides. RefSeq lists its product as uncharacterized. The transcript has a single exon. Lineage: Eukaryota; Fungi; Ascomycota; Leotiomycetes; Helotiales; Sclerotiniaceae. The record is from RefSeq and is a predicted model, not a curated record. Bases 1 to 792 code for a protein of 263 amino acids.
AUGGAAGUCGAGAAUGAGCCCAGAUCCCCACCACUCCCUCAAUCGCAAACCUCGAAACUCAACUUUCUCGACUUUACUAUCGAGAUUCGACUAAAGAUAUACGAGGAACUUCUAGUGGCCCCAGAACCAUUAUCAGUUAUUUUUACUUCAAGCCCAGAUGAUCCAGCACAAUUAAUCGCCAUCAGAGAAGAUAGCGAUUGUUUCUCUCCCCAAAUACUGCGAGUCAGUAAGCAAUUCCAUCACGAAGCGACUCCUCUUCUAUAUGGCAAUAAUCGAUUUCACUUAUCACGUUUGCAUAAAGAAUUCGGAGAUCGCCUGAUGCCGUGCAAUGAAGGCAUUGUUAAAUUUCUCACCCAGGUGGGAAAUUAUAACGCAAGCUUGAUUCGGCAUCUGGGAAUCUAUUUUCCAUUGACUAGGAACGAUUCCGACCCGGACCCGGUGAAGACUCAAGCUCUGGACUUCAUUCACGACAAGUGUACUAGUCUUACAACUGUGAGAAUCUUGCUGUGGAACAGUUGUAAUCUGGAUCGAAGUUCUAGGGGAGUUAAAUUGGACGAGGCUGGUAGUAGCAGCCUCUUUGCAGAAGAUUUGAAGAGAAUAGAUGCGCAAUUGAAGAGGACUUCUUCGCUGAGAGAAAUCAGCCUCGACUUUUGUAUUUGGGGUCCAUGGGAAAUAUCGGAAAUUGAUGACAAGGUGAGACAAUUGAUACAUGAUUGUGGUUGGAAGGUUCAGGUUACGAAGGAGGAAGAGGAAUAUGAGUGUGAGCUCGGUCGAUUUGGGUGGUUUGACUAG